AUGAAGCCUCCGGGACGCUGGCUCGGGUCAGGUGGGAAUGGGGGAGGACCUGGGCGCGGCGCCCGCGGACGUGGAGCCGGAACUCCGGGCUCCGCCCAUUGCUUGGCUUUCAGACCCCGGCCCGGCGCUCCUCGCCGCCCGCGUAGCCGCGCCCUCCCGGAACAGGCGGGCGCCGCGGCGGGUCGAGCCAUGGAGGUCCUUCCCGCCGGAGGGACGAGGGCCCCGCAGCCAGCCGAGGUGGCGACGGGGCAGCCGGCGGGCGAGGGCGACGAGGAGCCCCGCGGCCGCACGAGCCGCACGGCGUCCCUGGUGAGCGGGCUGCUCACCGAGCUCUACAGCUGCACCGAGGAGGAGGAGGCUGCAGCCGGCGGGGACCGUGCGUCGCGGGGUCGCCCCCCGCGCAGCGACAGCCUGGACAGCUCCACCGAGACCUCGGGUUCCGACGUGUUCCUGGGCGGCCGCGGCGCGGGCGACUCCCGGGUGCUGCAGGAGCUGCGGCAGCGGCCGAGCCUGCGCCUCCAGAUGCAGUACCUGCGGCGGAAAGACUCUGGUGAGCUGAAGACCAUUCUUCGAGAGCUAAAGUACAGGAUUGGCAUCCAGUCGGCAAAGUUGCUCCGGCAGCUGAAGCAGAAAGACAGGCUUCUGCAUAAAGUCCAGAAGAACUGCGACAUUGUGACGGCCUGCCUGCAGGCCGUGUCACAGAAGAGAAGAGUUGAUACAAAAUUGAAGUUCACACUUGAGCCAUCCUUAGGCCAGAAUGGUUUUCAGCAGUGGUACGACGCUCUCAAGGCAGUUGCCAGGCUGUCAACAGGGAUCCCAAAGGAGUGGAGGAGAAAGGUCUGGCUGACCUUGGCAGAUCGUUAUCUACACAGCAUAGCCAUCGACUGGGACAAAACAAUGCGCUUCACCUUCAACGAGAGAAGCAAUCCUGACGACGACUCCAUGGGGAUUCAGAUAGUCAAGGAUCUUCAUCGCACGGGCUGUAGUUCCUACUGUGGCCAGGAGGCAGAGCAAGACCGCGUGGUUCUGAAGCGGGUGCUGUUGGCCUAUGCCCGCUGGAACAAGAAUGUCGGGUACUGCCAAGGCUUCAACAUCCUGGCUGCCCUGAUUCUGGAAGUGAUGGAAGGCAAUGAGGGGGACGCUCUAAAAAUUAUGAUUUACCUGAUUGAUAAGGUACUCCCAGAGAGCUACUUUGUCAAUAAUCUUCGGGCACUGUCUGUGGAUAUGGCUGUCUUCAGGGACCUCUUGAGAAUGAAGCUCCCGGAACUGUCUCAGCACCUUGAUACUCUGCAGAAAACGGCAAACAAGGAGAGCGGAGGUGGCUAUGAGCCCCCGCUCACCAACGUCUUCACGAUGCAGUGGUUCCUCACUCUCUUUGCCACGUGUCUCCCUAACCAUACCGUUCUGAAGAUCUGGGACUCGGUCUUCUUUGAAGGUUCAGAGAUCAUCCUGAGGGUGUCCCUGGCUAUCUGGGCAAAACUGGGAGAGCAGAUAGAAUGUUGUGAAACGGCAGACGAGUUCUACAGCACCAUGGGACGCCUUACCCAGGAGAUGCUGGAGCAUGACCUCCUGCAGAGCCACGAACUCAUGCAGACUGUCUAUUCCAUGGCUCCGUUCCCUUUCCCACAGCUGGCAGAGCUGAGGGAAAAGUAUACUUACAACAUUACACCAUUCCCAGCCACGGUUAAGCCUACUUCAGCUUCCGGGCGACACAGUAAGGCCAGAGAUAGUGAUGAAGAGAAUGACCCAGAUGAUGAGGAUGCUGUUGCUAGUGCUGUGGGGUGCCUUGGACCGUUCAGUGGGCUCCUGGCACCUGAACUGCAGAAGUACCAAAAGCAGAUUAAAGAGGUGAGUGAGGAGCAGACCCUGAGAUCAAACAACAUCGCAGAGCUGACCCCGGGCGCCAUCAAUUCCUGUCGGAGUGAGUACCACGCGGCCUUCAACAGCAUGAUGAUGGAGCGGAUGACCACCGACAUCAACGCACUGAAGCGGCAGUACUCCCGGAUUAAGAAGAAGCAGCAGCAGCAGGUUCAUCAGGUGUACAUAAGGGCAGACAAAGGGCCAGUGAGCAGCAUCCUUCCAUCUCAGGCAAAUAGCUCUCCAGUGAUCAAUCACCUUCUCCUAGGGAAAAAGAUGAGAAUUACAAACAGAGCAUCCAAGAACGCAGUCAUCCACAUCCCUGGCCACGCAGGAGGCAAAAUAUCUCCUGUCCCCUACGAAGACCUUAAGACAAAGCUCAACUCUCCGUGGCGGACUCAUAUCCGAGUCCACAAAAAGAACAUGCCAAGGACCAAGAGUCACCCGGGCUGUGGGGACACCAUCGGGCUGAUAGAAGAACAGAAUGAAGGCUGUAAGGCCAGCAGCCUGGGGGCAGCGGAGGAGUUUUCCUCCAGUUGUGUGGCAGCAGCUCACGCCGAGGGCAGCAGCCGUGACGGUGGUGCUCUGAGGACAAUCGAAGGGCAGUCUCCCGAGCCGGUAUUUGGGGAUGCUGAUGUUGACGUGGCCUCUGUUCAGGUGAAAUUAGGAGCCUUGGAACUGAACCAAAGGGAUGCCGCCGCCGAAACUGAGCCGGAGGUGCCCCUUCCCUGCCAGCGGCAUGCCCCGGAGGUGGCCGAUGCCCCUGGAGAAAGCCAGCCAGCCAGCAAGCCUCUCCCAGGCAGCAGCUCAAAGCCCCCCAUCUUCAGCCCCUUCCCCAGCGUCAAACCACUGCGGAAGUCAGCCACGGCCAGGAAUUUGGGGUUAUAUGGCCCUACAGAAAGAACCCCAACUAUGCAUUUCCCUCAGAUGAGCAGGGGCUUCAGCAAGUCGGGCGUUGGGAACAGUGGCACCAAGAAGAGGUGACGCCUCCCUGCGCUCAGCGUCCGGACUCAGGCGGCAUGUUGGCGGAAGCCCGCCAGCCACGCCCUUACUGCUUCAUUUACCCAGUGAGAACUAACCCAGAGAUUCGGAGCUGAACACCGACAGCCCCAUCCAGAGGGGAAUUGGAAAGCUUCAUGGUGGGAGCCAGAGAAGGGACCAAAUCCCUUUUCACUGGGUAGCUUUGUAACAGUGUGGACUUUUCCCAAUUUUCCUUGUGAGCUCUUUCGAGAAGACAAUGUGUAGGCUGUUCAGCCCUCUUCUGUUCUGGCCUCCUCAGGGCCUUUUUGGGAUCCCUGAAACAUUUCCCUGGCCUUUCUGUCCUCUGGACAUCACGAAUACUCAAGCAUGAAUGAACACACCAGCUUGCUAGAACUGAAACUGUAGAAAGUAAGUUUCUUAGCUACAAAAACUUCCUCGUGUUCCUCUUUUUGCUCUGUUGGGGAGGAAAUUUGUGUGUGUAUUCGUGUGUGUGUGUGUGUGUGUGUGUAUGUAUGUAUGUGUGUGUGUGUACUUUAACAACAUGUCUUCAAGUUUUUAAUUCUUAAGCUAAAGCAUAGCAGAAAAGUCGAGAUAACUUUCUUUAACUUUCUCUUUCUACCUGUGACAAGAAAACCUUUAAAUCAGUUGAAACUGAGUAACCACACGGAAGCUUGUAUGUAGACAUGUGCAGGCUAUGCAGUAAGCAACCUCCCUGAGCCGUUUCCUGAUCCCCACCUUCCCGGAGGCUCGUUUUCUUCCCUCAAGAACUCAUGGGCUCUGUGUGGAACUUGUGCAUCCCUGGACUUGGGUGCUGUGCCCCAGCUCUCUCUCUCCAAGGCACAGAGCCUCUCUCAAAGCCAGAACAUGGCUCCCGUGACUCUGUUACUCGAAUUUUGUGCUUUUCGGGUUGGAGUACUUUGUUACUUGAACACUGCCUUUCUCUGGAGAAGGCCCUAGCUCUCUCCCCACAUUCUUUCUCUAACUCCACUCCUCCCCUGGUCCCAGUAGGUCAGCGAUAGCACCUCUUGUCUCCACUAUGCAGUCAGGAACUCUGAGCCACAGACGAAGCGGCGCUUCAGGGUUUCAUAGGCACUAACCACGUUUCUUCUAGUACGAUAAGCUGGCUCACUGCUCUUUGUCCGAGCCCAUUGGCUACCCGAGCGUGUAUGAGCCAAGACUAGGAAGCCAUUCAGUACGCAGCCUUCCAACUCAAAGGCUCAUUCUCUAGAUGGUAGAGAGCCCUGGAAUGGUGUUCACAGAAAGAGCUGCGGAACCCCCUCAUCGUGAAAACUUAGUUUCUCUUCAGAAUGCUUCAUGCGCCUAUCCUUUGGCUGAAUGAAGGGCUCUCCACUCAAUCUCCAAUCACUACCAGAGUUCAGUCUUUACCUCUGUCUCUCAAAGCCUUGGGCAGUUCUUGCAGGAAUACUGUUGAAGCCAGCAGUGUUGAUCGGAGCGAGCUCAUUUGCUGAUCCUGAAGCCAGGCCUGGUUUCCCCAGAAGGCGUUUUACAAUGAGAAGUACUAUUUUUUUUUUUUUAAUAAGAUAGAGUGGAGUUGUAUGGGCUGUUUUAAAUAAAUAAACAAAUAAACCUGUAUAGGAAUCUCACAUUUUAUCCCCAACAUGGUAUUUUUACCUCCAGAGGCCCGAAGAUGGAAUAAGCAGAUAAGUUGUUCCAGUUCUAUCUGAAGUUAACAGGAGGCUUCCUUACAGACAGCCAUGUCUUUCCUCUGCCUAUUGCAAAGGAUGUGGGAGUGGGGUUAGGGGGGAGGCUUAUUUUGCAUACCACACAAAGGUGAUGGGAUCCACUGUAUUCCAAAGAUGGGCACAAGAAAAGAAUUUCUUCUAUCUGCUAAACUUCAGAUAGCAACUGACCACCCCAUUAUCAUCUUUUCUCAGUUACGCCUCACCCCCUGCCCUGUCUGACUUGAAUUGAAAAUGGUUCUCUCUCCACCACUCCCUGUUUCCCCCAGGGUCUGGGUGUUUGGAGGGAGGAGGUGGGUAAUCCAGUGAGGCCAUCUACCAGCUGCUCUAUCCAUCAUUCUCCCCGAUUUUGUCUCGAGAAGAGACAGCACAGGGUUUGGGGCGAGUAUAGUUGAAAGGAAAAUGGCUUCUGCGGUAAAAAUGACUGUGUUAAUUCAGGACACCCCACACAUUCCCGUCAGAGCUCUCUGUGCUGAUAAUGCGCAUGCACCGUACCAAGUCACCACGACGUCAGCCGGUCCACUUCUGAGCCUUGCCUCUUAGGAAAAGAACUCUAACAGCGCCAUCUCCCCAGCAUGCACCAAGGGCGUGGGCUCGCCGGCUUCCCCCUGUGCCUGUGGACACCGGACACCGGAAGAACUUAACCCAUGUGGCAGCCCACGUGCUGGGCUGCCUGCACCCUCUCAGCACUUUCCUGGAAGCCAGCUGCACCUCACGCCUCUCUAAAAAGACCUAGAUCUAAACCUAGUCUGUCAUGUCGACCUAUGGCUGUAACUGUUUGGAGCAAUGCUCUCCUCCUCUCUUUUGUCUCGUUCUGAAGAACUGUACUGCUCACAAAGACGUAUGCAUAAAAGAUCCUCACUGCUGUGGU
Messenger RNA from Meriones unguiculatus (Mongolian gerbil), 5409 nucleotides. It is a transcript of the gene Tbc1d30, whose product is annotated as TBC1 domain family member 30. Gene Ontology annotation, cellular component: endoplasmic reticulum. NCBI's taxonomy places the organism in Eukaryota, Metazoa, Chordata, Mammalia, Rodentia, Muridae. The transcript is spliced from 13 exons. The coding region runs from base 1 to 2841 and encodes 946 amino acids. The record is from RefSeq and is a predicted model, not a curated record.